GUAAGGUUUGCUCUAAAGAGGUGAGCAAAGGAGGAAACUUUCUCGUUUUUCCAGCAGCGCGUGUGUGGAUAGUAGAUUCGAUUUGUAGAGUGACAGGCUCACAGAGAGAGCUCAGCGCGGCUCACACUUGUUAUCAAGAGGAGCGUUUGAGAAGCUUUCAAGAGUGUCUGUCGUGUGUGUGGAGGCAGCAGGGAGGGAGCAUUUGAGGAUCAUCUGAGUGAGCAAAGCCAAAGCAAAGCAAGGGUUUUGUUUGUGUGGGAGUUUGCAAGGUCGCAUUCGUGGAGCAGAGGCGAGCAGUGUGGCGCAGGGCGUAGCAGCAGCGAGGAAAAUUAAUGAACGAGCAAAGUGCAGCCGCAGGGACUUGGAAUAGAUAGACAAGUGACAACUUUGAGGAGUAGACUCUUUCUCACACACACACACACACAGAGCUUUUCUUUUCUUUUUCUUCUACUUCUUUUCUCUCUCGCCAGCGACACGACGAAUUCCAUCUCUUCUUUGUGAUUUGAUCAUCGCCACCAUCGAGGCAUCGCGAGAGCUCUUGUCAAAGCAGUCUGUGAGUGAGAGACGUUCUUCAACUUCCUGGAGUGAGAGAAAGAGAAAGAAAGCUUCUUCCCGGGGGAGUAUCCCUUCCUUCUUACCGCUUCCUGAUCUCGCGAUCUGCGUUGCUUUGGGGCGGCAGUAACAAAAGUACUUCCCUUUGCUCGCCAUCAAGUUUCUCGUUUGCGGUACGAGUAACUGCUCGAGAAGAGAUCAGCUGGAGAGAGAGCUUUUCGACGACCAAAGGAAUUGAAUUGCAUUGAAUUCAAGCAGGGAGGAAUUCAGGCAAAAGGCACAGCAUAGCAGCCAGGCCAGCAGCAUUCUAGCAGUAUAUAGCAGCAGCAGAAUCAGUGCUCUCUCACCUCCUAGCACAGCAACAGGCCCAGAGUUAUAAAUGGUUUGCAGUUGGAAAGGCCAAGGUACAAGCUCCUCCUCCUCUUCUUCCUCCUCCUCUUCCACUCCCUCCUCCUGAGAUCAGCAACCUGGUUGUAGGAAUUCCCAGCAUUUAAAGAUCGUGGAGGAGUAGCGGAGAAGAGGGGGAGAUCAUCACUUGUGCAAGUGAUCAUCAUCACCUCCUCUGAAGGAGGCUUUGACAUGAUCAUCAGACAAGGCCGGCCUGCGCAGGCGGAAGUGGAGACGGAUCGUCACUCAUGCUGCUCAUGUUGCUGCACAGCUGAUGAUCAAAUGCAACAGCAGCAGCGGCAGGAGUCUCAGCCUAGUUUCGAUCAUCACAGGAUGAUCAUGACCAGGAGCAGCAGCAGAAGAAGAAGAUGGACAUCAGUCUGUUGUCUCUUCUUGCUGCUUGCUCUUUCUUCCAUGGGAUCAGCAGCGGCUGACCCAACAUUGUCAAGAGGCAGCAGGAAGUUGCAACCAAUCCAUGACAAGAGAUUAGCACCAUCAUCAUCAGUAUCAGCAAGUGCGGAAGUCCAAGAUCACAAGUCUCAUCAGGAGAGGACCAAGCUGGAUUUCCCAAGCCCAAACAGGAGGAGCCCAUCUGCUGGUGACAAGUCCAGGAGGGAUUUGAGUGGGCUGGGGUCAUCCCCACCACAGUGCAAUUCCAAGUGUGGCUUUUGCUCCCCAUGCAGGGCUGUGCAUGUUCCAAUCCAGCCAGGCUUUGUGAGAACCACAGAGUACUACCCAGAGGCAUGGAGGUGCAAAUGUGGCAACAAGCUCUACAUGCCAUGAUACUUACACACACAUAACUCUUUAGAGGAGAAGAGCUUAGCACAGGUUUAUAUUAAUGAAAUACAACUAGUUUUGGAAAGCUCAGUAGUAGGAAAACAAGACAAGAAAAUGGAUUUGAUGGAGAAGCUCUGAGAAAUGAAUGUUGCCUCUUCAAAGUC
Molecule: messenger RNA, 1880 nt
Organism: Selaginella moellendorffii
Lineage: Eukaryota; Viridiplantae; Streptophyta; Lycopodiopsida; Selaginellales; Selaginellaceae
Product: polygalacturonase
Exons: 3
Coding region: 1132-1722 (196 amino acids)
Biological process (GO): guard cell differentiation; stomatal complex development
Source: RefSeq, a predicted model, not a curated record